AUGAUAUAUCUAGGAUACUUUUUGAUAUACAAUGUUCGAUAUAAUUUGAGUGUCCACGUGGUGGAUUUAGUAAAAUUGACAAAAAGAGAGGAAGACGGUGUUUAUAAUCAGUCUACUGUUCUAAGAUCACAAGCUACAAAAUCUGCUCACGUCGUGGAAGUUUUGUAUUGGGGUGACAUGAAAGUUGCGAAGCUGUUUUCCGCUUACCACAUUGGAUAUUUUAUUUGUUUUCCUAUAUUUCACAACUGGGGAGACAGGAUCGGUCCUACUUGGGUAGUGGGAAUAGCUGGGAUGACAUCAGGAAUAUUGUCCUGCCUAACUCCCGCUGCCGCCUAUUGCAGUUUUUGGUCGGUAUUUAUUUUGCGGAUAGUAAUGGGAUUUUGUGCGGGUGCCAUGCAGCCCAGUAUGGUGCAGGUUUUGAGAGACUGGGUCCCGCCAAUAGAAAGGAACCAUUUUAUGUGGGCCUAUUGCGGCAUUACAACUGGUACUUUUUGCACUUUUUUAAUCUGUGCCGGCGUGCAUUACUAUUCCCACUGGCCAGUGGGGUUCUACAUCACUGGUGGGAUGCAGUUGAGCUGGUCAGCUCUGUGGGUCAUCAUAGUCACGGACUGCCCGCAGAAACAUCCAUAUAUUUCUAAAGACGAGUUGAUGUACUUGAAAAACACUAUCGGAACAAUAUUCCCUAUCAAAUUAGCAAAUGCUCACACGCCCUGGAAGUCCAUAAUCAGAUCGGUACCGUUCUGGGCUCUGUGCAUGUUAAAUUUCGGAUACGCUUGGUUCAUCAUAGCGCUUUGCCUACACGGACCAUUCUAUUACUCGAUUGUUGUUGGCUAUGGUAUUUGUCAUGCUGCUGCUUUGACGGCUUUACCUUUCAUUUUACGGUUUAUUCUGGGAACAAUCGUUAUACAAACUUACCAUCGGUACAAGUUGAAUACAGAUGUCGUGAGGAUAAAAAAUAUCAGAAAGUAUUUCGUUAUUUUUUCGCAUGUGAUUCCAGGAAUUUUGAUAAGUAUUUGUUGGCUACUGCCUGUGGUGCCUGGGCCGAUCUUAUUGUCAACAGCAAUAGCUUUGACAGCAGUAGGAAUGGAAAUGACCUUAGAUUUAUGUUAUGAAUUAACCCCAAUGUUUGUAAAUUCUGUUAACACAGUUAUUAAAAUUAUUGGAAACGCGGCUGGAAUUAUUGUUUCGUUGGGUGUGGGGGACAUUUCAUGCAAGUACAAAAAUUCACUUAGCACAUGGAAACACAUAUGGUGCUUUCAUGCCUUGGUUCUGCUUUUAAGUGGAGUUGUAUUUAUUUUGUGGGGCGAGACGAACGUGCAACCAUGGAAUACACUAGGGAUAAGAAGGCCUGUACUCCAAAGAUUAAACCCUAAAGUUUCUAUUAUGUCAAACAUUAUUGAGGUCGAUGAAGAGGAAUCUGCAAAUGGGGAGCCUAUUUCAGAAGUUGGGGAAUUAGCCCAACCCAAAGUAAAAUAUAAAAUAUCACAGAUUUAAGGCUGUCGUUGCACCAAAUAUACCUUUAUAGAAAGUGAAAAGUGAAACUGAUGUAAAAUAUAAAAUCGUUAAGAGUUUAUAUAUUUAGAUUGUAGAUAUGUUUUCUUUACUUUUGCUUCCUUUGCUAAAGGAUCUUGAAGGAUCCUAUAUUCUAUUUAUGAAUCUCUGCCAAAUUUCGUCAAAAUAGUUCUGUAGUUUUUGUGUAUAUGUCACUUAAUAAUAGAUAUCUAUUAAAAUAUGGAUAAAUUCCAGCUCGACGUACGUGACUUUCAAUUUUGGUCUCCUCGAGAACAUUUCCAAAAUCCAAAUCUUAUUCCUCUAAGCCUGUAAGGGAAAGACAUGAUUUAUCUAUAUUGAAAAUUCUAGGAAAUCUCUUUAUUUGAUAAAAAAAAAUAUAGGUAGAUAGUUGAU
Molecule: messenger RNA, 1905 nt
Organism: Amyelois transitella
Lineage: Eukaryota; Metazoa; Arthropoda; Insecta; Lepidoptera; Pyralidae
Product: sialin
Exons: 12
Coding region: 1-1494 (497 amino acids)
Biological process (GO): monoatomic anion transport; transmembrane transport
Cellular component (GO): plasma membrane
Molecular function (GO): transmembrane transporter activity
Source: RefSeq, a predicted model, not a curated record